UUCAAAAUUGCCAAACAGAUCCCUCACUGCUAUGCCCUAAAACCCUGAAUUCAUAGCAAAACCCUUCUCUCGUUUCCUAUCUCUGCCAGUGCACAUAUGCUUGAUUCUGAGAUUUGUAGGAGGCUGAGAUGAAAGCUUUGAGGGGUUUAAGAGCCCUCACAACCCUCUCUUCCAAAACCCAGAAACCCCACCUCACUUCCAAUCUUCUCUAUCGCUUCUACGCCGCCCAACCUCAGCAACAAGACCACUCCACAACCACCAACUCCCUCGAAGACCACGAAGACGAUGACGCCGUUUUCGACAGUUCCCAAUUCGCAUUACCCAACAUGGGUACGUCCCCGGUCCCCGAUCAACCCACUUGGGACCGGGAGUACAGGGCUAAGGCUGACCGUACCAUCUUCGGCGAGGAGACCCAGAAGCAGAAGUCCGAAGAAGACGAGAGGAAACGCCGGGCCAUUGUGCUUGCGAAGGCUCUGCUUGAAGCGGCUUUGCAGAAGCCCGACGAAGAGGACGAUAUGCCGGUGAAGGAAGAGGACCAGAGGUCGUUGUCGGUCGGAAUUAUUGGAGCUCCCAAUGCCGGAAAAUCUUCACUGACCAAUCACGUGGUUGGGACAAAGGUUGCUGCUGUUUCACGGAAGACAAACACUACUACUCAUGAAGUGUUAGGAGUAAUGACCAAGGGGAACACCCAAAUUUGUUUCUUUGAUACCCCAGGACUUAUGUUAAAGAGCAGUGGAUACCCUUAUAGUGAUAUGAGGGCUCGUGUGGAAAGUGCUUGGAGUUCAGUUGGUCUCUAUGAUGUACUCAUAGUAAUCUUUGAUGUUCAUCGGCAUCUUAGCAGGCCUGAUUCAAGGGUGGUAAGAUUGAUUGAAAGAAUGGGAGCACAAGCACACCCAAAACAGAAGCGGGUGUUGUGUAUGAAUAAGGUUGAUUUGGUUGAAAAGAAGAAAGAUUUGUUGAAGGUUGCUGAUGAAUUCAAAGAUCUUCCUGGGUAUGAAAGGUAUUUCAUGAUCUCAGGAUUAAAGGGUUCUGGAGUAAAAGACCUUACUCAAUUUUUGAUGGAGCAGGCAUUUAAAAGGCCUUGGGAUGAAGAUCCAUUCACCAUGAGUGAAGAAGUUAUGAAGAAUAUAUCAUUAGAAGUUGUCAGAGAAAGGUUGUUAGAUCACGUGCAUCAGGAAAUUCCAUAUGGUAUAGACCAUCGCUUGAUAGACUGGAAGGAGUUAAGAGAUGGUUCUCUUAGGAUUGAACAACAUUUGAUCACUCCCAAACAGAGCCAGCGCAAGAUUCUUGUGGGAAAGAAAGGCUCUAAAAUAGGGAGAAUUGGCAUUGAAGCUAAUGAAGAGCUUCGGUCCAUUUUCAAGAGGGAUGUGCAUCUCAUCCUCCAGGUCAGAGUUAAAUGAUACGAACAACAGAUGAACUUGAUAUCAGGAAUUGUACCUGUCCCCUACAUCAUGCAUGUAUACGUCGAGAGAGGCCUGUCGUGUGUGCUUGUGCUGUGGUGUUCCCUGAUGAUUUAACAUCUUGAGGAUCAGAUGGAACUGGGCUUUAAGUCAGAAUGUACAUUAGCUUGGAUGUGGGAAAUCAAGAUAUGGCAAAGUAGGUGGGUAACUCUUGAAAUCAGAAGACCCCCUCAUGGCUGGGAUGAUCCCUGUUGUUGCUUUUAUGGUAUGUCAAUUUUGCGGCAAGAUGGGACCACCUGGCAUCGUUUUCUUUUUUCUUCCGUUCUCUUUUUGAUAAGCAUGAUAUUUCUUAUUUUGUAAGUGAUUGUAUCCUUCGAACUUUUUUCUAAUGCGACCUCAGGAUGCAGUUUCAAUA
Vitis vinifera (wine grape) is the source of this 1815-nucleotide messenger RNA. Its product is annotated as GTP-binding protein ERG. Gene Ontology annotation, molecular function: GTP binding; rRNA binding; ribosomal small subunit binding. Gene Ontology annotation, biological process: ribosomal small subunit assembly. The coding region runs from base 129 to 1400 and encodes 423 amino acids. The transcript is spliced from 8 exons. The record is from RefSeq and is a predicted model, not a curated record. Lineage: Eukaryota; Viridiplantae; Streptophyta; Magnoliopsida; Vitales; Vitaceae.